Molecule: messenger RNA, 1497 nt
Organism: Mobula hypostoma (lesser devil ray)
Lineage: Eukaryota; Metazoa; Chordata; Chondrichthyes; Myliobatiformes; Myliobatidae
Gene: gtf2a1l
Product: general transcription factor IIA, 1-like
Exons: 9
Coding region: 1-1497 (498 amino acids)
Biological process (GO): transcription initiation at RNA polymerase II promoter; transcription by RNA polymerase II
Cellular component (GO): transcription factor TFIIA complex
Source: RefSeq, a predicted model, not a curated record
AUGGCCUAUUCGGCGAAUGUAAAUCUGGUGCCAAAACUUUAUAAAUCUGUUAUUGAGGAUGUCAUCAACAAUGUGCAUGACUUUUUUCUUGAAGAGGGCAUUGAUGAUCAUGUUCUCAAGGAUUUAAAACAGCUUUGGGAGAACAAGCUUCUCCAAUCCAGAGCUAUGGAAGGCUUGUUCAGAGAGAAUAAUCACCAGCCAAUCAUGCUAGAACUUCAUCAGAAAACUCAAGCUUUACACCCGCCCCCAGCUUCUGCUGUGAUUCCUGCUGGUGGAAGUGUUCAGAAUUUUACAUCUGUGGAACCUAACUCUUCAGGAAUAUCAACUACUCUCGCAUUAUCCUCAGCCAUUAGUCUUCCGAUCCAGGUCCCUGCUGGCAUUACCUUGCAGACUGCUUCAGGUCAUAUGUAUAAGGUCAAUGUACCAGUUAUGGUAACCCAAGGUCCUGCUGGUCAGAAGUAUUUUCAGCAGCCUGUUCACCACAUCAUUCGCCAAGUUAACACAGUUACAGGACAGACGACACUCAUCCAGCAAAACUCUGGACAAACACAUGUCAUUCAACAGUCUUCCCAAGAUCAAACAUCUGUGACACAGCAAUCCAAUUCAGGUCAAGUUUCCUCACAUCAGCAUUUGUUGGCAAACCAGCCUUUUGAGGUUGCUGGCCAGUCCAUUCUGCACCAACCUGGCAUGUCACGAAAUGUAUAUGUUCAACAACAAGUUGCAUUGAAGCAAGUUGUUUUACAACAGUCUGGGAUGGCAGUACAAACGGGGCCUCACUUAAUUAUUCAGAGGCAACCCAUUGCAAAUACAGGAUCAAUAACUCAACAUAAAUUUGUAUCCACACAACCAGCAAAGCUACAGCAGUCUUUGGAAGAACAAGCAGCCUCAAGCCAGAUUCAACAUUCAGAGAGAAUUCCUAUAGCACGUGCACUCUUAUUUCAAAAUCAUUCGUCUGUGCAAAAUGAAGGGGAGAAUAUAUCACAGUGUGCUUCUGAUCGGUAUGCGGUUCAGCAGUUUGCACCCCAGGUAAAUGAGGCAAUGUUAAUGGUUAAAGCAGCCUCAGAGGAGCAACAUGUCAUGGGUGAAACAUUAUCCAUCCCACAGUUGGACGGGACCAAUGACACUUCCUCUGAUGAAGAAAUUGGUAAUCUACGAGAAGUGGAAGAAAAUGAUAUUUUUGGAAUUAUUGAUGCGGAAGACCUGAAAGCUCUUGAAGGUUAUGCUGAAGAUAAUAGUUCAAGUGAUGAGUCUUCCAGUGAUGACAGUGAUGAACAACCAAAUGGAGAAACUAGAGAAGAAGAUCCUUUAAAUUCAGGAGAUGAUGUGAGUGAACAGGAAGUGCCUGAUCUAUUUGAUACAGAAAAUGUGAUGGUUUGCCAGUAUGACAAGAUUCAUAGGAGUAAGAACAAAUGGAAAUUCUAUCUUAAGGAUGGAAUAAUGACCUACAAUGGGAGAGAUUAUGUGUUCUCUAAAGCCUUUGGGGAUGCAGAAUGGUAG